GAUACUGUUACGUAACGUCAGUUGAGCGACGGCUGCGCUGAGGGAAGCACGUCCCGCGCUCGUUUUGUCGGAAAACAUAAACAACAACAACGUGUUUACUGACGUAAAUAACCCGUGGAACUUCGUUCUUGGACUUUGGUGCAGUUCCAGUUUUGAAGGUUACAACCAUGGCUGCUCGACCAGCAGCACCCGUCACUCGCACCAAGAAACAGAAUCAUGCCAACAUCCCAUGUCCCAUAGAGAACUGCGCAAGAUUCACCUACGGCAAACUACCAGACCAUCUCACGAAGAUCCACGGCCUCACGGGAGCUGAAAGAGACGCCCUCAAUGAACAACAGCGAAAACGAUUCUUCAAUGGCGAACUCUGCCAAGUACGAUACCUCAAAGAAUCAGCUAUUAGAGAUCUUUGGGGAACAGACUACGAAGAUCCUCGGAUUCGUGCGAAAAUUCACCAAAGUUACAAUCUAGUCAAAAUACGAAUCAUACCUCUUGCAGCUACGCAAAGGUCUCGACCACUGACUGAACAAGAUGCCAAUGUUCUAACUGCCUACAACGCUAGGACGGCGCCAAGGCCCGCUCGAGUACAAAAAACAAGAACUCGACCACGGCCUUAUCCAGCUCCGGAGGCCAGUCCAGUAGAACGGCGAGCGUCCAGCGAGUCCAGUGAAGAAGAGAAUACGCAGAAUCCUCUUCCACCGUCCCCACCUCCAUCAUCCCCAUCUCUUCCGCCAUCACCAGCUCCGUAUGAGCUACAACAAGUAGAAACUCGUUUACGAGACAUAUUCGAUUCGAAGAUUGAUGCUGGAUACAAAGCUGUAAUCGAUGACAUGAAGAAGUCAAUGACAAUGGGAAGGACGCUGGGAGCACGGAAGCGCAAAGCAUACAGAACAUACAGGCGCUACGCAAAGAGAUUGAUUGCUUUCCUUCAUCGGCAACAUUCGCCGCUCGCGUAUGACGUAGAUGUUCUUCUUUGUGGUGAGAGCCAAGUAUGCGCCUUCCUAGAACGUAUCAGUGCUGAGCACAAAACGAAAACUUUGAGGAAUUACAUCGUGGCUGCUAUCAAGCUGCUGGACUCUCGGCUCUUUGCGAUAGAAACUGACCCUUCGUGCAAAGAGAAGGUGGCCUCAAUGACCCGUGUAUAUGACGUGCUACAUGGCCGUUUGACGGAAUGCGACAGACUGCUAGCCCAGAAAGAAGCCUGCCAGAAGAAACCGUCGCCAUCUUUCGAAAGUGUUAUGGAACAAAGUUUCAAUGUUUCGUACGAUGAGCUAGUGUAAUAAGUGAAUAGUUUGUACUGACAUUUUUCUAAUUAUACUGAUCCCUGCUCAUAUUUCGUCCCCGCUUUUAGUAGGCUGCGAGAUUUAUUGAUAUCAUUUAAUAUUGCUAUGAAAAAAUAUUAUAGAUACAUGUAUUAUUUUAGAAUGGGCACGGAACCAAUGAAGCACUCAGUCGUGAAAAUUUUUACCAGAUUAAUAAUUAGCCUUGAUUAAUAUAAAGACAAAUAUAAACUUGCCACAGGAUAUUUCUAUCUUUUAAAAGUGUAUAAAUUCAAUGCAACUUUGCAACUUUUAUUAAAUUACUAAGUUUAAAAACCCUUGUAAAUACUUGUAAUAAUCUACGUGUGUCAAGCAAUAAGCUUAUAACAUGAAUAGCAAAAUAAUAAUAAUUAAUUAAUAUUAUUAUAUUAUUAUCUGUGUUAAAUAAUGAAAGUAAUACUUUCACUAGUGCGCAAUAAUUAUGCCAAAUAUUAGAAUUAUUAUAAUUGUAGUAUUUUAGAUUUUACCCAGCAUUCUAUUAUUACGGUAAUUUACGAGUAUUUCGGUAAUUUACUAUUAAUUUUAAGACUUUGAAGUAUUCUCAUGUAAUGGAUGGAUCUCAUUAGUAUUAUUUUUCGUGUAAAUGUAAAACAUGUACGUAAUUUUAAUUUGUUUACUGUGUAAAUAU
Molecule: messenger RNA, 1944 nt
Organism: Spodoptera frugiperda (fall armyworm)
Lineage: Eukaryota; Metazoa; Arthropoda; Insecta; Lepidoptera; Noctuidae
Exons: 2
Coding region: 168-1277 (369 amino acids)
Source: RefSeq, a predicted model, not a curated record